Molecule: messenger RNA, 1850 nt
Organism: Pogona vitticeps (central bearded dragon)
Lineage: Eukaryota; Metazoa; Chordata; Lepidosauria; Squamata; Agamidae
Source: RefSeq, a predicted model, not a curated record
AUGGACUCCCCCCAUACCACUCACCCCCAUGUGCGUACGCACCAGCGCCCUCGCGACUGCUCCCCCACCCUUUUGCGCAUGUGCCCGAGUGCCCGCACAAGUCCUGAAAUCAAUUCUGCUGAAAUAGCUUGUGGUCACCCCCAGGUGCGCUCCCCUCGUAUCAUUGGGGGUGAGAAGGCUGAGAUAGGAGAAUGGCCAUGGCAGGUCAGCAUACGAAAACUCAGGAAACACACAUGCGGUGGAAGCCUGAUUUCGCCCCAGUGGGUGGUGACAGCGGCUCAUUGUUUUGAAGGACCACUGAAUCCAUCCGAUUACCGAAUAAACCUGGGGGAAUAUGAGCUCCCGAAACCUGCUCCCAGCAUGAUCUCAUCUGCUGUCUGCAAAAUCAUAGUGCACCCUUAUUAUGUUGGACAAGCUCAAAGUGCUGACAUUGCCUUGGUACGGCUGGAGAAGCCGGUCAAUUUCUCCCAAACCAUCUUGCCGAUCUGCCUUCCAAGCAGUUCUGACAUAAUCCCUGUGAAUACGUCAUGCUGGGCCACCGGCUGGGGCAAGUUCUUUUCAACUCCCCUAAUUGCUCGGAUCCUCCAAGAGGUUGAAAUGCCAAUCCUAGACAGUGAUGAAUGUGAGGAAAUGUACCACAAUGGCACUGAGGAUGAAACCAUGCCAGAGAAUCACAGAUUGAUCUAUGAAGACAUGAUCUGUGCUGGAUAUCCUGAAGGACAGAAGGACACCUGUCAGGGUGAUUCAGGGGGGCCUUUGGCCUGUGAACUGAAUGGUACUUGGUUCCUGGCUGGAGUGGUGAGCUUUGGAUUUGGAUGUGCAAAUCCCAAUCGACCGGGUCCUGAAAUCAAUUCUGCUGAAACAGCCUGUGGCCACCCCCAGGUGUCCCUCCCUCGAAUCUUUGGUGGGGAGAAGGCUGAGAUAGGAGAAUGGCCAUGGCAGGUCAGCAUACGAAAACUCAGGAAACACACAUGCGGUGGAAGCCUGAUUUCACCCCAGUGGGUGGUGACAGCAGCUCGUUGUUUUAAAGGACAAAGUGUCUUUUUUAAAAUACCAGCUUCUAUAAUGGCUCGGAUCCUGCAAGAGGUUGAAAUUCCGAUCAUAGACAAUGAGGAAUGUGAUAAUAUGUACCAUCAAAAAUCUGAUGUCGUAGCCAUGCCAGAGGGCUACAGAUUGAUCUAUGAAGACAUGAUCUGUGCUGGAUAUGCUGAAGGAAAGAAGGACACCUGCCAGGGUGAUUCAGGGGGGCCUUUGGCCUGUGAACUGAAUGGUACUUGGUUCCUGGCUGGAGUGGUGAGCUUUGGAUUCAAAUGUGGAUUUCCAAAUCGACCGUCUGUAUACACUCGAGCCACCUCUUACGUGCACUGGAUUCAGAACACUAUGGCGCAGAAUGGAGUCCCCAGAGAUUGUGGCAGCUGGCUCACCCUCUUGCUCUCGCUCCUUCUCUUGGGCUCCACCAACAUGCUCUUGUGAUGUGCCUCGCUUUUGCCUAUUGCAUUUCAGAACAGUCGUGCAGAAUCACUAAUCAAACCUGAUGAACCCCAGUGGUAAUCUUGAGUGAUCCAAACUCAGUGAUAAUUUUGAGUUUACUGAUCAUUAUCCAGGACUGAUCUUCAUAUGAUGAGCUUUUGCAGGAGAUAGUCAAAGAAAUUAUGAUGCCUUUUAUUUUGUCAGCUUGAUUGCCUACUUGUUUACUAGAUGACUGGGUCUAAUAAAGAAAAGGAGUUGAAGCUGUAGCCUUGCUGGCUGGAAGAGUGAGAGAGUUUUACUCCAGAAAAGGGACAAGUUCUGGCUCCUUCUCAUCCAAAUAAUGAGCUAGUUCAGGGUAGCAUUUAGGCCUGAUGACCUAU